This is a messenger RNA of Mesorhabditis spiculigera, 1542 nucleotides long. Lineage: Eukaryota; Metazoa; Nematoda; Chromadorea; Rhabditida; Rhabditidae. The record is from the annotation of a GenBank genome assembly.
AUGAUCCUCAUCCUCAUCCUCCUGAUCCCCCUAACCUGGGGCCAGGAUCUCUGCGAUUUCGACCGCCACCCCUGCCCUUUUGUCGUCGAUGACCCCUGGUUCGUCACGGACCGUAUUUACAUCCCAAACGUCUUCAACGGCCCGCCCGCGCAGCUCUUUCGAAAUUCCCGCUUCGUGGCAGCACAAGGGCGCUUCGGUGGUGUCAGUCAAGGAAAUGUGACGGGGAGUGGUUGGUCAUCUACUGACGGCCGGCCGAGGAGGAUUCGUUUCCUGUUCGCGAAGAGUACGCAUUCGACGAAGAUCAAUAUUAUCCUCGAUUCGGAAGAUGGGACGUCCCGGUGUAUCGAUUCAGUAAUCGGUGUUGGACUUCUCCAAUGGAACCCGCGGACGGUCGUGGUACCUCCAGGAGAAGGCGCAGGGAGGAUCGUCUUCCAAGUUUCCGGCAUCCAGAAUUCGUUCGACGUUGUGGCCCUCGACGAUAUACGCUUCGAUCGGGUGGUCAGAGACGCGUUACAUCCAAAGCUGGCCUUCAGCCUUGAUAGGAGUUCUUCCGGCUAUUGGACAGCCGGCCGGGGUCGAGCCGUAAUCGGGGGCAAGCGUGUGGCUACCCUUUCCUCCCCCUCCAUCCUCAUUCCUCAGAAUGGUCAUCUCCAGAUCGACAUUUUGUCGAGCGAAUCCUCGCAAAUCUCGAUCCUGACGACGACGGGGCUCGACGAGGAGCUAAUCUGGGUGCAGGACGGGAAGUUCGCGGGUCCUGGAUGGAAUUCGGUGCGGAUUCCGUUACGCGUGACCCCGCUUCCGGUCCGCGUCCUCAUCCGCGUCAAAACUUCGCCAAGCGGUCGACUCGCAGUCACGAAUACGCGACUUGUCGAUGCCGGCGGAAAAGAGCUGGGUUGCGAAGAAAGCGCCCCCGCUAUUCGUCCGAUGCGUUCCGAGACGAUACAACGGUUGACGGCCCUGCAGCAGCUGGACGAGCUGCCCCCGCUGCCACUGUUCGCCUCCCUCCCCAUCUCGCCCAGCAUCGUCAACAUGAACAGCCCGGCCUUCGCGCUGCCAACCCCUGCCAUGCCCAUCUUCAUGACACCAUCACCCCAGCCGUUGCGGGACCCAAGACAGUCAGAUUACCUCCGCCAAAUCGGCGCCACACCAGCCAUGCGGGACCAGUUGAAGCAGUUGGCCAAGCGCUUCGGUAUCGACGACUUAUCUGGGGUGGAGGCCGAGAGGGCGCUGGCGACGGCGAGGCGACUUUUUGGAGACCGACUGGGUGGUCUGGGUCUCGCGACGAAUGCCCUCGGGGCACAGACGCGGGUCGGGAUGAGUCCGAUCACGCCGCUAGUCUCUCGACAGGAGUCCCCUUUCAAACCGCUCCCCUCCACCGCCAGCCUAAACUCCGAGCUCGUCCGCAAUCUGGCCAGCGUCAUCACACUGCCAGCCGUCGAGCGCGACCCCGAGCAGCGGCCGAUGGCCCGCAAAAACGUCGACUUCAUCGUCCAAAAUGCCUUCCAGCGACUCGUUGACGACCAGCGCCAGAUGCCCGAAUUC